This is a messenger RNA of Danaus plexippus (monarch butterfly), 6795 nucleotides long. Its product is annotated as rho guanine nucleotide exchange factor 19. The transcript is spliced from 19 exons. NCBI's taxonomy places the organism in Eukaryota, Metazoa, Arthropoda, Insecta, Lepidoptera, Nymphalidae. Gene Ontology annotation, molecular function: protein binding; guanyl-nucleotide exchange factor activity. The record is from RefSeq and is a predicted model, not a curated record. Gene Ontology annotation, biological process: activation of GTPase activity. Bases 243 to 5906 code for a protein of 1887 amino acids.
AACUAUGCUAAUAUAAGUUAUGUAGUUUUCUACAGUUUAAGAGAUUUUAUUUUACAAUGGAAAUUAUGCAGUGAUCUUAGUAAUUAUUAAGUUUAGUUUAUUUUAAGUGAUUCAGAAAUUAUUAUUUACUUUGGAUUUUCAAGAUGACUAGUUUCAAUCCACUGUCAACUUUUCGAGAACGUUGCCCGCGUGCGCCUCUAUACCUGAUGGCGUAGAAAAUCGGUGAGAGAUAUCCAUUACAAAUGCUAGUAAACAGUCUAAUGGACGGGGAUACGAUAACAAGGAAAAAAUUGAUUACAUCAAUCAAACAAUUCAACACGGAUGAAGAACAACACGGCACCAUCAAGGCAAUUAUAAAGAAUUUAAUACUACCCGAAGAAAACAUGGCGAUAAAACAGAGACAAAGCUUAAACGAUAAAUGCAUUUACUCAGUACCAAUCAAACCGCUUCUGCCACCAGCGAGUGAAAGGACAAAAAAUAUGAACGACGCAAAAAAAGCCUUUUUAAACGCUACAGUCAAAUCUGAAAGUUUUUCGCCAUCUGAGCCAAAACGAGAACCCAUACUACAUUAUGCUCAAAUAGCUACCAUUAAAGACAGUGACGACAAGAGGAGCACUGGCGGAGGAGAUGAUGCAAAGCUAACAGAGCGGAAAAGUAAAACAAAUACCUUACCCAUGGAUAUGCCGUCGCCCAGAAAAAGAUUGGAACAGCAACUCAGGAAGGUAAGUUUUAAAACGAGAAGCGCAUCUGCGUCUUAUCGACGGCCGCCUCUAGUAACGAAGACUACGAUGACUAUCACCAGCAACAAAGUGUCGGAACUGACGAAGAAGUUUAAUAACAUCAUCCAAGAGGGUAAUAAUGCCCAAACAAAACAGUCAAAACUAGCCAAAACAAUCGAAAACCUGCAAUCGGCGUCGAGACACUCCGCUAGUAAUAGUUCCACGCCCUCAUCUACGCUUAGUUCAAGUCCAAACGUUAAAAUACUUUUAAGACAAAGAAGAAACUCUAGAAAACGUGGAUACAAAAAGAGAUGUUCAAGUGUAAAUUCUAUUGAUAAGCUCAUUGUGACCAAUGGAUCGCCUGUGAAAUUUCGUGUCAUACGUUCCAAAUCUGAUGGGACUAAAAUACCAAAAUCACUAAAAAAACGAUUAAAGUAUCCAGAUUCCAGUGGGCAACAGAGUGGUUCCGACUCUUUAGAUGGGACGCCUACGAAACAAAAAACAAAGGAAUUACCAAAAACAGAAAAUAUUGAAGUACCGACUGAAAAAAACGUGGUAAAGAAUGUAAUACAAAAAUUUGAAUGUGAAAUAAGAUCACAAGCUAACAGCAGUGUAACUAAAAAAUCAACUUACCAAGAAUCUGGUAACAAAGUAGCUAUUAAAGAGAAACCUAAAGUACCUGUAAAGAAAUCGUCAUUAGUUUUAACAAAAAAUAUUGUAUUAAAAGACGGCGUACCUAAAAUAAAAACAAUUAAGCCUUUAACUGUAGAAACAUCCAGAACCAAUAAGCCUUCAGAUAAAGAGGUAGAGACAUCAGACAAGCCUGAGAAAACUACUAAUACGAUGGAUGAAAAUCAAAAAAAGAAGGAGUUUGUAUAUGAUAAGAGAAAGUUCAAAACUAAUUAUAUCCAUUCUGACAAAAUGCCCUUACACCUAGUCGAAAUUAUUCAAGAAGACGCCAAUGAGAACGCUAUCAUGAAUUCAUCAGAUAAUGCUACUAAUGUCUCAUCAAAUAACGUUUCUAUGGAUGAUGAAAAUUCCUACCAGGAAUUAAACACUCAUAUAACACCCAACGAUUCGUUUUUGUGGAGGAGGAAAAGUACACAGAUAUAUUCCGAUCACGAAAAGUCUGGAUCUGAUAGUACAUACGGUUUCGUAUCUGUGAUAAUGAAUGAAAGUACGCUCAGUUGUAGUGAUAGUAACGGAAAUGAUAAGGAGCAAUCUCAAGAAAACGCCGAAUCUCAAGUAACUACUGAAACUGAAUUGAAAAACGUUGACGACGACCACAACUCGGACUUCGAGAGCAAUUUAAUAGAAGCCUGCAAUGACGAGGUGCUGAUAGGAUACACUUCAAGGGUGAAAAACGCGAAAGAUAUAGAAGAUGACUAUGAAUUACUGGAACCGCGUGAGGCUGGAGACGUUGUGGUUAUACCUGUCAAAACUGACAGAAGUUCGAAGAUCAACUGCCCAUUACCAGAAAUACCCAAAGACGACGAACCGGUGUUAAAUAAAGACGAAAAUAUAUACCAGUGCCUUUUAGAAAUGAGAUCACAUCCAGAAGGUGACGAAAGCAGUCUUCAUAACUACGAGCAGUGUGGUGACCAUUUGGAAGAGCGAACCAGAGGCGACGGAGACAGCGAUGACGGAUAUGAAUAUUGUAAGUCGCCAGUCAAACCAUACUGUCACACCUCCAGCUCAGGGAUUCAGAUAGCUGAACAUUACGACCCGUUCACCUGUGAUACUAAUACUUCCAACUACACCAUAACCAAAUCAGUGAGCGGAACAUCCACAGUCAGUUACGAAAAAAUCGGCCCCGAUAGAAUAUACGAGAAAAUACCACCUCGUCCACCUAAAUCCAAAGAAAAUAGCCCGAGUUACAGCAGCAGGCAUUCGAAUGUGUCCUCCGAGUACACCGGGUACAAUGAGACGGAGAACAUCUAUGACACUAUAAAGCAUAGCGAUGGGACGUCUCUCUCACAUUGCUAUGAGAGCAUACCAAAUAGUCCCAGCAUGGUGAAGCUUCGGAACAACUUCAAGAAGCAAUUAUCGUCUGCGGUCCAGAAACGUCUGUCGUUCGACAACGUGUCCAAUAUCAGCCAUUCGACAAUUUCAAGCGAACAGAAGACGAACAGCAUUUACGGUCAACGGUCGGUGAUCAGUUACAACGGACAGGAGAUAGCGUUCCAGGUUCCCUGUAGCGAGACCAGCGUCAGCGACAGGAGCGACGACUGGGUCGACGUGUCCGACGAGGAGAAGCCCGACCAGAAGAUCAUCAUAGUCCGAGAACGGAGCCGCGGCAGGAAGAGUCCGGUGAGCUGGUCGCAGAAGGUGCGUGACCAGUGGCAGAACUCACCCAAGCAAAGUCACGACAAAGACUGUGACAGUAGCGACUCGGGCCAUGUGUAUGAGUCUCUUGAGCCACCACCGGCCGCCAAUCCCACUCACCACACACCCCCGCCCAUACCUGAUGACGACUUUGACUCCUUUGAUAGUGACACCGACACUGAUGACCAGGAUAAGACUGUACCUCCCGAAUUGCCCCCAACUCUGCCCUCCUCGCGUCUGCCCACGCCGCCCAACGGUGGGCCCUACACUCUAACCAAGAUCGCGAACGCUGCUCAGAAGAAAAUGAAGCAGAUUAAGAGAAAUCUCACCAAACGAUACUCUGUGGCGAUGGACGGAAAACCGUUCAACAAAUCAUCGAGCAACCAAAACGGGACGUACGAUGUACCCAAGAAUCAAAAUAAAGCGAAGUCCCCGAUAUACGCCAACUACGAGAAGCCCGAGGCCCAACCCGUGUACAGCAACAUCAAUUUCCACGAUACCAAAAACAUUCUCCAUAAAGUAGAAAAUCCCGCAGCAAAAAUCAGUGGAACGUUCAAAGAAGAGCUGAAGACUGUAAUAGGCGAGAAGUGUUCCACCAGGACUUGGACGUACGAGAAGAGCAAGAACGUGUCUGGAGCUGGUAGGAACGUCUAUGAGAAGGGGGCGUUUAGGGCCACGGAGAAGAGGAACAGCAAUGGAGACGCUCCACCGCCGCUACCGGAUAAACCGCCGCCCGAGAAACCCACGACCCCCACCAGCGACACCAAGAACAGCGGCACCCUGUCCAGGAAGGCCUACUUCUCCUUCAAGUCGAGGUUCAGGCGAGCCACCUCCAUGGCCGUCGACAUCAACACGGACGUUCCCAGCGCACUCAAGAUCACCAAUUCCACGUUCUACCUGACCGACUCCAUCGACGGCGACUCCGGCUUCAGCAACUGCAGCGAGAGCGACCGCCGCGAGGGUAUGCGUGCCGAGUCCUCCCCCUGCCUGGCGCUGGAGAGACCAGCCCUCCCCCCACCGCCGCCGCCCCCCCACCCCGCACACAACACGCACACUGACCUUAGCGCUGUCAACGAAGAGCUGAGGCGGUUGCUGCCGACCCUGUCUCGCAAGGAGCGUGUGGCCCGCACCAGGACCUCGUGGUACGCGGACUGCGCCCCCGGGAACGCGUCCUCACUGUACUCGGAGGCUGGGCUGUAUCAGGCUGGUAAUAUUUCAAGUUCUUCCGGCGCCUCCUCCGGUUCGCAUCCCGCCUCGCCGCUCCCCCACUCGCUGUUCACACACGAGCCGCUCUACCAGUUCUACAACGCUGCCAAAAUUGAGUCCGCGUGUCGCGAGACGGGCGACUCAGACUCGGACGCCUACGAGGUUGGUGGGAGUGUGGGGGCUGGCGGUCCAGGAGGUGUAGGAGGCCAAGGGGCCCGUCCGUCCGCGAUGGCACUAGUGGCCCCGCGAGGACCCGCCAGGACGCUCUGGUGCGAGGUCCCGGAGGUCCUCAACUCAGCUGUCCUCAGUUCCCUUGCACCAGCACAAAAACGUCUCCAAGAGGCGAAGUUUGAGCUGCUGACAUCAGAAGCCUCGUACCUCAACUCGCUGAACGUGUUGGAGACACAGUUCAUGUCUCACCCGGCCUUCAGAGAUCCCCUGGUGCUUCCUCCACACGAGUUCGACACCCUGUUCGCUGCUAUACUCCCAGUACGCAAAUGCUCCCAGCUACUGAUGGCUGACCUCGAGCGCUGCUGGCAGGAGAACAUCCUGCUGCAAGGCAUCUGCGACAUCGUCCAGCGACACGCCAGCGCCAGAUUCAAAGCCUACGUCAAGUACUGCGAGAACCAACCGCUCAUGGUCAAAGCGCUGCAGCGGAUGAAAGAUAGACCGGCGUUCGCCAGCGCCCUCAAGAGACAAGAGAGUCACCCGCUGUGCCAGUCGCUGUCUCUGCACUCGUUCCUUCUGCUGCCCAUGCAACGCGUGACCCGCCUGCCGCUGCUGCUGGACGCCGUGUUGAGGCAUCUGCACGCCGACGACGACGAGUACGAGGGUUGCAUGCACGCACUCGCCACACUCAACGACUUCGUGUCUCAAUGCAACGAGGGCGCGAGGAACACGGAGCGUGUGGAGGACAUGUGGCGGCUGUCCAGGAGCGUGGUGAUACCGCCCGCGAUCCGCGGGGUGCCGGAGCUGGGGCCCGCGCUGGCGAGGAGAGACCGCAGGCCCGUGAGGUGGCUGGUGAGGUCGGGGGAGAUGACGCAGCUGGUGUGGAAGACGGACGAGCUCAAGUUGACCUUCGGCAAGAAGUUCCACAAGCUGCCGCUGCACCUGUUCCUGUUCAACGACCACCUCAUCAUCACCAAGAAGAAAGGCGAGGAUUGCUACUCGGUGGUGGAGCACUGUCCUCGCUCGCUGGUGGAGGUGUGUUCCAGCGAGGCGGCCGGCGUCAAGCACGCGCUGCUCCUCACACUGCUGGAGAACCACGACGGACGGACCGUCGAGAUGUUGAUGUCGUGUGCGAGCGAGACGGACGUACACCGGUGGACCGAGGCCCUGGCGCCGCCGGCCGCGGACGCCGGCGAGACCCUGUACGCCGGCUGGGACUGUCCUCAGGUGGCCGCCGUGUACCCUUACGCUCCGCACCAACCCGACGAACUGGCGCUGGCUGAGGGAGAUAUAAUCAACGUCACCAGGAAGACCAACGAGGGUUGGUACUACGGCGAGCGGACCCGUGACGGCGAGGCGGGCUGGUUCCCCGGCGCCUACACCGCGGAGAUUGCCUCGCCUCACGUCCGGGCCAGGAACCUGCGUCAGAGGUACCGCCUGCUGGCGCUGUCCGCCACCUACCUCGGGCAGAGGAAGAAACCUCUAUAACACCACACUAGGCUCUCAUCAGCUCGUCCUCGUCUAUACGAGGAGCGUCUCCAGGAUUACAUUCGUUUAUCUUCACACAUGUCAUGUACAUAGAUUACAGUGUGACAAUACAUAGUGUCACAGUCACGGGACUGUCUGACGUGAAGCCAAGUGUUGCCAUAACGUCACCAACAGCAAAUGACACGAGACAGUGUUACCCUAACAUUAUAUUUUGUUGAAAUAAAAUGUAUAAGUAGGUAGAUUUUAUUUUUAUUAUCUAUAAGCUGUAUCGAGUCGCUCUUGUAUAUUAUUGUAAUUAAACUUUCCGUCCGAGCACUGCCUUUCUUAUGUGUAAGAUAUUUGGACCAUUUUACGGAUCACGUAUUAAUAAAAUAUAUUAAUCUUAAAGUAAAACCUCGUUCGUUAUUUAGGUGCUUUGUAUUUUUCAUGUUCUUAUCAUAGGGCUAGCUUUAGCAUGUGAAGUGUACAGUUACGUAUGAGAUUGACGGAUAGUUGAUGUACAGCGAAAUCUUUGUGUAUAUGUUUGUAUUGAAUUAAUUUAUGCCUUUUUAAUGAUCGGUCGGAAAUCACAAGCCUAUCGCGUAACAAUAACUUAAAAUUAGAUUUGUUUGUUCGCUACUUCAUAAAUUGACUAGUCAUUUGGCGGACGAGUGAGCCUCGUUCAUGAAGCGACCAAUAUUUAUUCCGCGAACAUUCCGCUUUUGCGUUUAAAUCAGUUUUGAACGGUUUGAUGUGUGACGUCAGAAUGUACUACGAGUAUUAAUAGUCGGCACCUCCUGAACAUUGCAAAUGAUAUGUUUAGAUUAUUAUAUUAUAUGUAAAAAAUAGAUGUUAAGUCAAGUUUUAAUGGAACAUUUACUACCAUCAAAUAAACUAUUUCGUAAUAAAA